Microtus oregoni (creeping vole) is the source of this 4944-nucleotide messenger RNA. RefSeq names its product lysyl oxidase like 2 (gene Loxl2). Gene Ontology annotation, molecular function: copper ion binding; protein-lysine 6-oxidase activity. Lineage: Eukaryota; Metazoa; Chordata; Mammalia; Rodentia; Cricetidae. Gene Ontology annotation, biological process: peptidyl-lysine oxidation. The record is from RefSeq and is a predicted model, not a curated record. The transcript is spliced from 14 exons. Gene Ontology annotation, cellular component: membrane. The coding region runs from base 183 to 2534 and encodes 783 amino acids.
UCCUGCCCAGAACUGUAGCCCGCUCCUGCCCACACUUCGCCUUACUUCUCGGAGGGGUCCUCGGGCGAUCGGCGUAGAGAGGGGCUACAACAGAAAGCCCAGUCCCAGCCUGACCACCACAGAGCCCUGCUGCCAAAAAGUUCCUGCUGCCACCCCUGACCUCUUCUCAGCAUAGGACAAGGAUGGAGAUACCUUUCGGCUCCCGCUUCUAUGGUUGUUUGGCUAUGUUUGUCUUCCUGCCCUCCCUGAGCCUAGCACAGUAUGAGAGCUGGCCCUACCAACUCCAGUACCCCGAGUACUUCCAGCAGCCCGCUCCCGAGUACCAUCAGCACCAGGUACCCUCCGAUGUGGUCAAGAUCCAGGUCCGCCUGGCGGGCCAGAAGAGGAAGCAUAAUGAAGGCCGCGUGGAGGUCUAUUAUGAAGGCCAGUGGGGCACUGUGUGUGAUGAUGACUUCUCCAUCCACGCUGCCCACGUUGUCUGCCGGGAAGUGGGUUAUGUGGAAGCUAAGUCCUGGGCAGCCAGCUCCUCCUACGGCCCAGGGGAAGGGCCCAUCUGGCUGGACAAUGUCCACUGCACUGGCAAAGAAGCAACCCUGGCAGCCUGCUCCUCCAAUGGCUGGGGUGUGACAGACUGCAAACACACAGAGGAUGUGGGCGUGGUGUGUAGUGACAAGAGGAUCCCUGGGUUCAAAUUUGACAACUCAUUGAUCAACCAAAUAGAGAGCCUAAAUAUACAGGUGGAAGACAUCCGGAUUCGGCCUAUCCUUUCCGCCUUCCGCCAUCGCAAGCCUGUGACAGAGGGCUACGUGGAGGUGAAGGAGGGCAAGACCUGGAAGCAGAUCUGUGACAAGCACUGGACAGCCAAGAAUUCCCACGUGGUCUGCGGCAUGUUUGGCUUCCCUGCAGAGAAGACCUACAACCCCAAAGCCUACAAAACCUUUGCCUUGAAGAGGAAGCUGCGCUACUGGAAGUUUUCUAUGAACUGCACGGGCACUGAAGCUCACAUCUCCAGCUGCAAACUGGGCCCUCCCAUGUCCCGGGACCUUGUGAAGAAUGCUACCUGUGAGGGGGGACAGCCAGCCGUGGUCAGUUGUGUGCCUAGCCAGAUCUUCAGCCCCGACGGGCCCUCAAGGUUCCGGAAAGCCUACAAGCCAGAGCAGGACCGUGUGUCUCUCCAGCAACCCUUGGUGCGGCUGCGAGGUGGAGCCCAGGUCGGGGAGGGCCGAGUGGAGGUGCUCAAGAAUGGAGAAUGGGGAACCGUCUGCGACGACAAGUGGGACCUGGUGUCUGCCAGUGUGGUCUGCCGAGAGCUGGGCUUCGGGACUGCUAAAGAGGCUGUCACGGGCUCCCGGCUGGGGCAAGGGAUUGGGCCCAUCCACCUCAACGAGGUCCAGUGCACAGGGACCGAGAAGUCCAUCAUAGACUGCAAACUCAACACGGAGUCGCAGGGCUGCAGCCAUGAGGAAGACGCUGGUGUGCGAUGCAACAUCCCCAUCAUGGGCUUCCAGAAAAAGCUACGCCUGAACGGAGGCCGCAACCCCUAUGAGGGCCGAGUGGAGGUACUAACAGAGAGAAAUGGGUCCCUUGUGUGGGGAACUGUAUGCGGCCAGAACUGGGGCAUUGUGGAGGCCAUGGUGGUCUGCCGGCAGCUCGGCCUGGGCUUUGCCAGCAAUGCCUUCCAGGAGACCUGGUACUGGCACGGGAACGUCUUUGCCAACAAAGUGGUCAUGAGUGGAGUGAAGUGCUCGGGGACAGAGCUGUCCCUGGCACACUGCCGCCAUGACGAGGAAGUGGCCUGCCCUGAGGGUGGAGUGCGGUUCGGCGCUGGAGUCGCCUGCUCAGAAACUGCGCCUGACCUGGUGCUUAACGCAGAGAUUGUGCAGCAAACUGCCUACCUGGAGGACAGGCCCAUGUUCUUGCUGCAGUGCGCCAUGGAGGAGAACUGCCUCUCAGCCUCUGCCGUCCACACCAACCCCACCACAGGCUACCGCCGCCUCCUGCGCUUCUCCUCCCAGAUCCACAACAAUGGCCAGUCCGACUUCCGCCCCAAGAAUGGCCGCCACGCAUGGAUCUGGCAUGACUGCCACAGGCACUACCACAGCAUGGAAGUGUUCACCUACUAUGACCUGCUGAGCCUCAACGGCACCAAGGUGGCUGAGGGUCACAAAGCCAGCUUCUGCUUGGAGGACACAGAGUGUGAGGGAGACAUUCAAAAGAGUUACGAGUGUGCCAACUUCGGGGAACAAGGCAUCACCAUGGGCUGCUGGGAUAUGUACCGUCAUGACAUUGACUGCCAGUGGAUAGACAUCACCGACGUGCCCCCUGGAGACUACCUCUUCCAGGUUGUCAUUAACCCCAACUAUGAGGUGCCAGAAUCGGAUUUCUCCAACAACAUCAUGAAGUGCAGGAGCCGCUACGAUGGCUACCGCAUCUGGAUGUACAACUGUCACGUGGGUGGCGCCUUCAGUGAGGAGACGGAACAGAAGUUUGAACACUUCAGUGGACUUCUAAAUAAUCAGCUAUCUGUGCAGUAAAGAAGACCCUGGGCCAGGCAUGACGGCUCAUGCCUGCUAUCCCUGCACUCAGGUCAAGGCGGGAGGAUUGCCACGAGAUUUCCACUCCGGACAUUAGAUCGAACUUCAGUCUCAACAAAAAAAGAAAAAAAAAAAGAAAGAAAAGAAAAAAGACAAAAGAAAGGAAGAAAAGAAAAAUGACUUCAUGGUCACCUACUGAGUUCAGGUGACAGUGUCUCCUGGCCGGAUUACCAGUUGCCAUCUCCCGACUAGCCAGCUCCGGCUGAGAAGAAAGGUGCUCCUUCAUUCACCAGGCACGGCUGCGUGUCCCUGUCCUGAGGCCUCAGGGGCAGGGGCUUUGGCACGUGGCUAUGGGAACUGGAAGGCAAGCUAUGAGCAGGUUAUCCCAUCCAAGUUUUGGCAUAUCCAUAGUGUGACAUCACCACGCUCUGCAUAGAUGGCCCAUUUUCUUCUGGAGAUGUGGCAGGUGUGAACCACGUAACUGCGGAGGUGGUCAAGCCGGCUUCCAUUUUCCCCUUCUUAGGUCAUUUCUGGAAAACUUGAAUAUGAAGACCUCUGUAUUAAGUGUUUUUUUUUUUUCUCUCAUUGUACAAACUUCUUGACCAAAUCAACUUGAGGAAGGAAGGCUCUAUUUGGGCUCGUGGUUUGAGGACCCAGUGCGUUGUCGUGGCAGAAAGGGCACUGCAGGGAAGCUUACAGUGUCUGGUUUCAAACUCACUAUCUAGCUGAGGAUGACCUUGAACUUCUGAUCCUCCUGUUUCUACCCCCAGAGUGCUGGGGAUGAAACCCAGGACUUCAUACAUGUAAGGCAAUGUGCUCUUUAACAAUUAGAGCUGCGUUUUCAGCACCCACCUUUCUCAGCUGCUUUAAACAUGAGCGUGUUCUUCUCCUUGCCAAACUGCACAUUUUUCUGUAUCUUUCUGCUCCACCUGCUCAUCUUUUUUUUUUAACUGUGGGCCUAAAUAAGAGCAGUGGGCAGAACCAUACAUACCACAGCCUGAAUGCUAGCCCGUCUUAAAACGUCCCCUGCCAAAGAAAUUAGUCCAUUGCUCUUAAAACCCACUCGAGUGCUCAGAAAACAGGCAGGAUACAGCUGGAUUAUUGCCAGGGUAUAACUCAGUUCCAGAUAGCCCAAUACUCCAGGGCCCCACUGAAACCUCAGGCACCAGGCCUCCAAUGUCCACCUUUCUCUUGGCAUUCUGGUCUUCCAAACUCCCACCAGAAUAGCCCAUUCAGCUCUGUUCUCAGCACUCUAAGGCUUUUUGGGCCCAGAAUUCCAAACUCUUCCAGAUUCCUCCCUAAAACCUAUUCUCAAAGCCCAAGAACUCCGUGGCCAAUACUAAUCUUGUAUUCGUCACUUUUCUCAUUACUGCGACAAAAUGCUUGACAAGAGCAAGCUAAGGGAGGGUCACUGUGGGCUUAGAGUUCAGAGUACAGUCCAUCCUAGUUGGAGAGGCAUGGUGGCAGGUGCAGAGGGCAGGGGUCACACGGUGGCCACGGUCAGGAAGCAGAUUGGUGAAUGCUGGUGCUUCAUUUGCUUUCGCCUUAGUAUUCCGCCUCCAACCCGGGCCCGAGGAAUGGUGCUACUAGUGUUAACAUGGGCCUUCCCUCUUCCACUAAACCUCUUCGGGAAGCACGCUCAGAGACCCACCCAAAGGUGUUUCCCAGGUGGUUGUAAUCCCGUCCAGGUGACUAUCGAGGUUACCAAUCACGACCUCUUCCAGUUAAACCAACUUCUGUAUUCCAGGCAGUUAAAGCCACACUUUAAAGUACAGUAGCAAGACAUGCAUUCCAAGACUCCAAGGGGGAUGACUGAAGAUUUGGAUGGUUCUGCCACAGGACAGGAAGAGAAAAUCGUGGGGACAUGGGAGGGGCCCUUCACCUCCAAGUCUGGCUGAAGCUCUUGCCAGCUGACAGUGCUGGCACAGAUAACAUUGUGACUGGUGCUAGUAUAGAAACAAUAUACAUUUUACAUAGAGAUCUUUCAAGUAGGAACGUUAAAAUAGCAAGGAAUUAUGACGUAUAAAUGGCCUUUCUCCUGUCUCAGCUGUAAACCUACAAUUCCCAAGAACUUUACCAGAAAUCUCAAGACCCUUGUGCUGGCCUCACGACCCAUGGUUUCACCUUAUCAGGGUACAGUCCUAUCCCAAGACACCUCUGGAGCUACCCUAUAAUCUCAUUAUCAAGAGGGGAAGAGGUUAGGAGUGGGACUUAGAAACCCAUCGAUAAUACCAAAGGCUUCCAAACCCCUGUGUAGAGCUAGUUCCUAAGACACGUAGGAACCACUGCCCUUUGAGAAGCCCCCACCCAGCUCUCAGGUGGGCCUUACUCUUUCCCUGAGCACCUCUUAUUCCCUGUAACUUAAAUUUAUAUUUAAAAUAUUUUAAAUAAACUUUAACUCUGCUUCUUU